CUCGAACAAAAUCCUUUUCGCAUUGCUGUCACAUCAAGGCUUUGGAAGCCUUGUACGUAAUCAGCUCAGGAGCCAUGCAUCUUGCUCAUCAACCAUGCCACCUUCUUUUCAAUUCACAGGCAAACGCCUAGAGACAGUGACCAUGAGAAAUUUCCACUUAGAACGAUCUCUACACGGAACGAAGAACAUGUUCAAUGAUGCAUGGGGUCAGACCAAUGGAGCAGACAAACCUCUAGAAGGUUUGAGUCUCGUUUGGACAGUACUGGGGUGCCUCUUUGCCGCAGCGCUUCUCAUAUCAAUGGCAUAUUUCUGUUGGAAGUAUGGUGCACCUCGCCCUACAUAUUACGAGAGAGCGAUGCGAACCCACGAGAAAGAAGCCGCACGACAACACAGAAAAACGAGACGCUACCCACUAUUGUCAUCUCGAAAAAUCCUCUCCUUGGGUUGGGGAGACCCCGUCGUUAGCAUGGUCGAUGACAGGUUAUCACGCCCAGACCCAGCAAUGACGCGUUCCGGCCCUCGCUCUAACGAGCAAGAAGGAGACUUGUAUGGAGAUUGUUAUGACCGGGUGGUGAGGAAAUGGCCAUCCCCACGAAUGGACGAGGGUUACAAAAACUAGAUGGACAUAGAGGAUUCGGUACGCUUGGGGGGGAGAGUUUUAUACUAGACGAUAAAAUGGCACAAAUGAGAGGGAGUGGAAGGAGAGAUACUACUGGUAUAGACAAAGGGCGAAGGAAUGCUAG
Xylaria bambusicola is the source of this 743-nucleotide messenger RNA. RefSeq lists its product as uncharacterized. The transcript has a single exon. Bases 95 to 619 code for a protein of 174 amino acids. The record is from RefSeq and is a predicted model, not a curated record. Lineage: Eukaryota; Fungi; Ascomycota; Sordariomycetes; Xylariales; Xylariaceae.